AUCCCGUGCUCUAGUAGAAACCACACUAGAGUCUUCCUCCUUCCGCGCGCGUUUUCAAUUUUUGUCCGGAUCCAGUUGCGCUGUCCUCUUUUGAAGAGAAAUCCAAGGAGGAAAAGGAAAUCGGCGAGUUGGAAAGUGGUUAGGGCUGGGAAAGGUCGAAUGGGGGUCUCGGAUAAUUCCAAAGGUUUCGUUCUCGCCCUUGUCUCGAGCGCCUUCAUCGGAUCCAGCUUCAUUCUGAAGAAGAAGGGGCUAAAGCGGGCAGGCAAAUCUGGCGCACGAGCAGAGAUUUUCGUCAGCUUGUGGCUUAUGUUUUGGCUCCAGCUGCUUUAGUUACUCCUUUGGGCGCAUUAAGCAUAAUAGUCAGGAACGAUUGCAGGCAAUGGGCAUUUUGGGUUGUGUAUCCUGCAUUGUUGGUUCUGUUGUCAUUGUGAUUCACGGACCUCAAGAACAAUCUCCAAGUUCUGUAGAAGAAAUUUGGAAGCUAGCCACUCAACCUGCAUUUUUACUUUAUGCAGCAGCUACAUUUUCUGUAGUACUAGCAUUGGUAUUACACUUUGAGCCACUCUAUGGGCAAACAAACAUAUUGAUUUAUUUGGGCAUCUUCUCCUUAAUUGGAUCACUGACGGUUGUUAGCAUAAAAGCCGUUGGAGUUGCUAUCAGCCUUACAUUAGAGGGGAUAAGUCAGGUUACAUACUACCAAACUUGGCUUUUUGUCACAAUUGCCCUUGUUUGUGUGAUCUCUCAGCUGAAUUACUUAAACAAGGAUUGGUUUGGGCAAAAUAUCAGCAGCAUAGCUUCCGAAAUAUGUGGUUUUAUUACAGUUAUUUCUGGGACUAUCUUAUUGAACACGAUCAAAGAAUAAGAUGUGUUUCCUUCAACAGGUUCAAAAUCCUGGACACAGGUUCAAGAACAUCGAUGAUGACCAUUUUGUCAUCUUGCAAAGUUCUGAUUGAUUAUACUUGAGCCAAAUGCGUUCAGGAGGCUUAUCACAGUACCAUCUUGCUCCACAGGGGAAUGCCAGAAUAUUGCCAGGUGGAUGCAUUUAUAAUGUAUUUUUAUAUUCAAUUUUCGUGUUUGAAAUAUAUAUGUUUUUCAUAGUAUUUCCUGAUAUGUGGGACAUGUAAGUUGGUUUUUGAAGUUACAAACUAGGCAACUUGUAUAUUUGCUUGUAUUCAAAACAGAGGUUGCCUCUUCCACUGUGUAUAGUUCAGUCAUUGCAAGCUAGUUCAUUUUUCA
Zingiber officinale is the source of this 1236-nucleotide messenger RNA. RefSeq names its product probable magnesium transporter NIPA6. Gene Ontology annotation, molecular function: magnesium ion transmembrane transporter activity. Gene Ontology annotation, biological process: magnesium ion transport. Gene Ontology annotation, cellular component: membrane. The record is from RefSeq and is a predicted model, not a curated record. Lineage: Eukaryota; Viridiplantae; Streptophyta; Magnoliopsida; Zingiberales; Zingiberaceae. The transcript is spliced from 7 exons. Bases 380 to 862 code for a protein of 160 amino acids.